This is a messenger RNA of Camellia sinensis, 1935 nucleotides long. NCBI's taxonomy places the organism in Eukaryota, Viridiplantae, Streptophyta, Magnoliopsida, Ericales, Theaceae. The record is from RefSeq and is a predicted model, not a curated record.
AUGAGGCUAAGGGGAGGUCGUAGCCUAAAGGUUCUCAGGAUUAAGAAGGUUCUCCCUGAUGUUAUUGAUCCAGUCCAGUCUGCAAUUGUUCAAGGGAGGAGGAUUUCGGAUAAUAUCUUCCUUUCCCAAGAAUUGAUGAGAGGUUAUCAUAGAGGUUCUGGGUCUCCUAGGUGUGCAAUGAAGGUUGAUAUCAUGAAAGCUUAUGAUAAUGUGAGAUGGGAUUUCAUAUUUGAUACUCUUGCUGGUAUGGGCUUCCCUAGUAGGAUGAUUGGUUGGAUUAGGGCUUGCAUUACUAGUCUUUCUUUCUCAAUCUGUAUUAAUGGGGAGCUUUGUGGCUAUUUUCGGGGUGCUAGAGGGCUUAGACAAGGGGACCCUAUUUCCCCUUACCUGUUUGUUAUUGUUAUGGAGGUUUUAGCUAGAGAGUUGGCUAAGAAAGCUGAGAGUCCUAAUUUUAAGUUCCACUGGAGAGGGGACAUUAAUUCUGUGUCUCUUAUCAAGGAGGCUCUUGAUGAAUUCCAAGGGCUCUCUGGUUUAUCCCCCAGCCCUCUCAAGAGUCAUAUGUUUUUUGCGGGUAUGGAUUGUCACUUGAGGGGUGAGUUACUCUCCAUUAUGGAUUUUAAAGAGGGGAAUCUCCUUGUUUAUUGGGCUUCGUUAUUCAUUCUCCCUAAGAAAGUGGUAACAGAGAUUGAAUCUUGUCUGAGGGCUUUCUUUUGGAAUGGUCCUGAUUUGAAAAAGUCUGGAGCAAAAGUUGCUUGGGUGCACCUUUGUGUUCCUCGGAAUGAGGGUGGUCUAGGGUUUAAAUCUAUUGAGGUGUGGAAUAAAGCUGUUAUUGCCAAGCAUGUUUGGUUUUUGUUUUCGGGGGGUGAGCAAUCCAUGUGGUGUCAAUGGGUUAAGUCUUACUUGUUAAAGGGUAGAAGUUUUUGGUGCCUCAAAGUUCCUAGUGACCCUUCCUGGGUCUGGAGAAAGCUUCUUGAUUUGAGGAGUAUUAUUGCUCCCCUGAUUAAAUAUAAUGUUGGUAAUGGGAAGGCUACCUUUUUGUGGUUUGACAACUGGCUCCCUCUUGGGCCUCUUUUUAAUAGAUUUGGAGACAGAGUUAUUUCUAACUCUGGGAUCCAGAAGUUUGCUAAAGUGGAGGCUGUUAUUUAUGGCUCUAGGUGGAAAUGGCCUGUGUGUCGUACUUGGGAGUUGAACGAGAUUAAGGCUGCUGUCCCGGCAGAUAUGAAACCUUCAUUAGUGAAUGAUAAGGUGGUGUGGUUGCCAUCUUCUGAUGGGCAUUUCUCCAUUAAAUCUUCUUGGGACGAGUGGAGGACCCAUGGUUCUAGAGUUGUUUGGGCUAAGAUCCUAUGGUUCAAGUUUCAUAUUCCUAGUACUGUGGUUUGGGUUGCUAUACAUAAUAGACUGAACACUCUUGAUAGGCUUGUUGUCUUUGGUACUAGCAACUCUUCUAUUUGUUGUCUCUGUGGGGUUGGGCUUGAGAACCAUAAUCACUUGUUUUUUAAAUGCCCAUUCUCUUACAAAGUUUGGAAUGGUAUGCAGGCUACUGUGGAUGCUGGCAGAUCUACGGGUUUUCUAGAUGCUAGUAGCAUGCAAUUUGUUACGAGGAGGAAGGUUAAAACCUCAUUGUCAGAAUCUCACCAGCCGAAAUUUCUAGGAUCUGUGAUAGACCCACUUUUAGUAGUAACGGACCCACUUCCAGUAGUGACGGACCAACCUCCAACAGUAACGGACCAGCCUCCAGUAGUUAUAGUAAACAUGCUUUUGACCCUUCAACAAAGCAUGGAUGUUAUUACCAACAAGUUUGUCACCAACAGGGAGGCUUUCGCCGAAUUGCAUUGCCCAUUUGAGGUGUCCACAUCUCAUCCACCUCUAAUGGUUCAUUUGGAUUUGGAACCACCUCCACCAAUUGAGGAGCUUCAUGAACCUAAUCUACAAUAA